AUGACCACACACGUUGAGGGUCGCGAAUACGAUGUCAUCUUUGCUGGUGGAGGUACUGCAGCCUGUGUCGCAGCAGGUCGUCUAGCCAGAGCAGAUCCUGGUCUUUCGAUUCUUCUCGUUGAAGGUGGCAAGAACAACUACAAUGACCCCACCGUCGUGAACCCUGCCAUGUACUUGGUGCACUUGGCUCCAGGAUCUCAGACAGCAUUGUUCUACGAGGCAAACGCCGAGGAAGCUAUCAACGGUCGUAAAGCCAUUGUCCCAUGCGGUGGUAUUCUCGGAGGAGGAAGCUCAAUCAACUUCAUGAUGUACACUCGUGCACAGGGAGUAGACUUUGACGACUGGGAGACCGAAGGAUGGAGUGCGAAGGACUUGUUGCCGUUGAUGAAGAGGCUCGAAACAUACCACCUCACAGAUCCAGAUAUCGAUCAAUCGCUACACGGACACGAUGGACCAGUGCAUGUCUCACAUGGCACAUACUUCCAAGAAGAUGCAGCAGAAGACUUACUCAAGGGUGCUAUCGCGACCGGGCAUGAGGUCUGUGCCGACGCACAAGAUCUACACAAAGAUAUCAGAGGACUCAAAGGAGUUGGCGUAUUUUCUAAAUGGGCCAAAUACAUCUCUCCGGAGGGCAAACGCCAGGACGCCGCACACACCUACAUUCACCCCCUGAUGCAAUCAGGAGACUACCCCAACUUACACUUGCUGCUGGAGAGCAAGGUUACAAGAGUACUGUUCGACGAUAACAAGCGUGCCAAUGGUGUCGAAUACAUCCCAACACCCUCUACUCAGCCUGUCGGCAUGGUCAAUGCAACCGGUCCUUUCCAGGUCAAGGCAAAGAAGAUGGUCGUAGUGUCCUCCGGAGCGCUCGGAACACCAUCCGUUCUUGAGAGAUCUGGGGUAGGAAGUAAGGAAGUCUUGGAGAAGCUGGAUAUCCCCGUUGUCAGCGACAUCCCAGAUGUCGGAGAGAACUACCAGGAUCAUCAUCUCGUACUUUACCCCUACAAGACUUCGCUGAAGCCAGAGGAGACGAUCGACUGCUUCCUCAGCGGUCGCAAGGACUUCGGCGAAGCAAUUCAGAACAAUGACCCAAUGCUUGGAUGGAAUGCCAUUGACGCCUGCUCCAAGAUCAGACCCACAGACAAAGAGAUCGAAGCCAUGGGCCCGAAUUUCAAGGAGCACUGGGACAAAGACUUCAAGGACCGCCCAACUCGUCCUGUUAUGUUGACUGGAGUUGUACAAACCUUCCUCGGUGACCAGAAAGUCUUGCCUCAGCGCGAGGAUGGUGUACCACAGCAGUAUUGCACGAUGGGUGCAUACACUGCCUACCCUUACUCACGCGGAGACAUUCACAUCACUUCAAAGGACGUCUCGACACCUGCAAGCUUCAACACUGGUUUCUUCAAGGCAGAGGCCGAUGUACAGAAGCAGAUCUGGGCAUACAAGAAGCAGCGCGAAGUUUAUCGCAGGACCGACGCAUACGCCGGCGAACUUGAUAUGGGACACCCCAAGUUCCCUGAGGGCAGCAAGGCCGCAUGUCAAGAUGGUCCCGCUGCGAAGUUCUCAUCGCAGGAAGACCGCAACAACCUCCCAGAGAUUGAGUACAGUGCUGAAGAUGACAAGGCCAUCGAGGAGCAUGUGCGCAACAAUGUGAACACAACCUGGCACUCGCUCGGAACGUGUCGUAUGGCUCCUCGCGAGAAGGGAGGUGUAGUUGACGCUGACUUGAACGUCUACGGUGUUACCGGCUUGAAGCUGUGUGAUCUCUCGAUAUGUCCAGGCAACGUCGGCGCCAACACAAACAACACGGCGCUGCUUGUGGGUGAGAAGGCGGCAGACAUCUUUGCAAGAGACCUCGGACUUGGUCAAAUUGGACAACCAAUUGAGCGCGUGGACUCUGCAAUGCCUUCUCCGCCCAAGGCAAAGGCUCAGAUGGCCUAG
Messenger RNA from Aureobasidium subglaciale EXF-2481, 1941 nucleotides. Its product is annotated as alcohol oxidase. NCBI's taxonomy places the organism in Eukaryota, Fungi, Ascomycota, Dothideomycetes, Dothideales, Saccotheciaceae. The record is from RefSeq and is a predicted model, not a curated record. The transcript is spliced from 4 exons. Gene Ontology annotation, molecular function: flavin adenine dinucleotide binding; oxidoreductase activity, acting on CH-OH group of donors. Bases 1 to 1941 code for a protein of 646 amino acids.